UCCUGCUUGGAGGAGGAGGCGGGCCUCGGUGCACCUAAACAGUCAGAGGGUUUAUGUGCUCGCCUCAGUCUUAACUCUACCGCAACCUCAACCUUCAGACACUAAAGUCCGCUUCUUUCCCUACAUAUUUAAGCUCCGCGUCCGUUUUUGUAUGUCACAGGGGCGAGACGACCCCCCGGAGAGCGAUCCCUCGACAGGACGUGAUAUGAGCCGUUCAUCGGCGUGAAGCGCAAGAGAAGAACCGCAAGGACAGGGACGUGCGCCAGGCCGAGAAAGCCCGAGUCGAGCCGAGCCGAGCCGUCGCGAUAGAAGCCACCAUGCCCGGCUUCGACUACAAGUUCCUGGAGAAGCCCAAGAGGCGCUUCCAGUGUCCGCUGUGCAGCAAGGCCAUGCGGGAGCCCGUCCAAGUGUCGACCUGCGGCCAUCGCUUCUGUGACACCUGUCUGCAAGAAUUUCUAAGUGAAGGGGUUUUCAAGUGUCCGGAAGACCAGCUGCCUUUGGAUUAUGCCAAGAUCUACCCGGAUCCGGAGUUGGAGCAGCAGAUCUUGGCGCUGCCCAUCCGCUGCAUCCACAGCGAGGAAGGGUGUCGCUGGACCGGACAGAUGAAGCAGCUGCAGGGUCACUUCUCUACCUGCGCCUUCAACGUGAUACCCUGCCCGAACCGCUGCUCGGUCAAGCUGACGCGCCGCGACCUCCCCGACCACCUGCAGCACGACUGCCCCAAGCGCAAAGUCAAAUGCGAGUUCUGCGGCAGCGAGUUCACCGGCGAAGCCUAUGAGAACCACCAAGGCGUGUGUCCCCAAGAGAGCGUCUACUGCGAGAACAAAUGUGGGGCACGGAUGAUGCGUCGCCUGCUGUCACAGCACAGCAUGGCCGAGUGUCCCAAGCGCACGCAGCCAUGCAAGUACUGUGGCAAGGAGUUUGUCUUCGACACCAUACAGAACCACCAGUACCACUGCCCACGUUUUCCUGUCCAGUGUCCCAACCAGUGUGGAACGCCCAACAUCGCCCGCGAAGACCUGGCCAAUCACGUCAAGGACAACUGCGGCAGCGCCCUGGUUCUCUGCCCUUUCAAAGAUGCUGGCUGUAAACACAGAUGCCCCAAACUUGCCAUCGGCCGCCACCUGGAAGACACCACCAAGUCGCACCUGACCAUGAUGUGCAACCUAGUGGGACGCCAGCGUCAGGAGAUCCUGGAGCUGCGGCGGGAGAUGGAGGAACUGUCAGUGAGCCACGACGGCGUUCUUAUCUGGAAGCUGAGCGACUACUCGCGCAAGCUGCAGGAGGCCAAGCUGCGCAGCAACCACGAGUUCUUCAGCCCGCCUUUCUACACGCACCGCUACGGCUACAAGCUGCAAGUGUCGGCCUUCCUCAACGGCAACGGCAGCGGCGAAGGCUCGCACCUGUCCGUCUAUAUCCGCGUUCUGCCCGGAGAGUACGACAACCUCCUGGAGUGGCCCUUCGCCUACAAGGUCACCUUCUCCAUCCUGGACCAGAGCGACCCAUCGCUUUCCAAGCCGCAGCACAUCACCGAGACGUUCAACCCGGACCCCAACUGGAAGAACUUUCAGAAGCCGUGCAGCGCCCGCAACUCGCUGGACGAGAGCACCCUUGGUUUCGGCUACCCCAAGUUCAUCUCGCACGAGGAGAUCAAGAAGAGAAACUACGUCCGCGACAACUGCGUCUUUGUCAAGGCUUCAAUCGAGAUUCCCCAGAAGAUCAUGGCUUGAGGGGAAAAACUGACUUGACUGGUAAACCUGGAACACUUGGAUAACCCUUUAGACACUUCCUACCUGACUGACUCUAAAGACCUCCGUGUGUCAGAUCCCACAAGAAAAACGCCUUGGAAAUCAAAGAGUGCCUAGAAGUUUAUCUUUUGCUUUUUAUUCUCCACUCAUAGAUUGUCAGAUUAAGGACCUGCUGGUACGGACCCAAUGGAAGGAAGUGAAGGGCUUCACUCUGCACUUAGAGAUUGAAACUUGGAUUGGUGAAACUAAAUAGAGAGAAGGCAAAAUUCAGCCUGCCUUGUGUUUGUUUACAUCCUCUUGUAGCCCACCGGACUGGUGUAAAGGUGCAGCUCUGUUCACCCUUUAUGCAAACAGUUUUCCACUCCUAACUGCGCCCUUCUAAGGAAACACGCGUCUUAUCUACUCAAGUUGCUACCUCCCUGUCAAUGAGGUUUCACGCAAAAACAGUAGAAUAAGCACCUUGUGUUGGUCUUCUGAUCAUCCCCCCUUUUGCUCGUCUUCAUCUGGUUUGCUUUCCCCCAAGGCUUCUUCUACGCAUAAAUAAUGUUUCAGUCUAGAUUUGAGAACAUUUGGUACCAUGGCUUGAUCUGAAUCUGAGAGGUUGUAACUAGGAGUGCAACGGUUUUCGGUUCAAAGCCGAACCGUACGAUUCGCCCUGUACGGUUCAAUACGCCUUUAUGAACCGCGCCUUUUCGGUUUUGCAAUUAAUUUAUUCCGAACACUUGUGGAAUGAAUUGGUCGAGCACUGUGUGCGACGCGACAGCUGUGGAGAAAUUCCUGCCCCGCAAGUAAAUGUCCGAUCGCUGUCAAGCACCUGUCUAAUAGAAGCUGAGUAACGCCCUCUCUCGCUUACGAGCGAAGUGAAAGUGAAACAAGAAAGAAAACAAAAAGCUAUGGCGAGCGGAGGAGUGGAGAGACCGAAUUUUGAGGAAGCACUGGCUUCUUUCAAAUCUGCGGUGUGGUAACAUUUCGGUCUCCCCGUGGACUACAAUGCGGUGGGAGAGAAAAUAGGAGGGAGAGAAAAUAUUGAAAAAAAAAUAAUAAUAAUUUGCAAGCAUUGCUCAGCGCUUGUUCCCUAUGCUAAUGGCAACACUUAUAACAUGACUCCGGCAUCUCAGCCGGCAUCACCCACAGAUAUCACUUUCUCAGAGCAGGACAACCCCGGAGAUGACGCCAGUGAAAACACACGGCGGGCUUCGUUAAUUUAUUUGCAACGCUUGACCCGAGUUACAUUGUUCCCUCGCGGACAUAUUUCUCCAGCAACGUAUUCCCCGACAUUUAUGAAAUGGCACGCAAAGCCAUCGAAGACGAUUUCGCUAAAGCACAUAGUUUCGCCGUGACCACUGAUAGUUGGACGUCCCGUGCUACAGAGUGCUACUACCUAACUGUGACGGUCCACUAUAAUUCAUACCUGUCAAGUUGUACGGUCUCGGCGUAAUUUGUACAAGUGAGCACUGAUUUUUAAAUGUGUACGCCGUACGUUACGUUCAAAUUCUGUACGUUUUUUUUCCUCCGUUAGUUAAUACGUUAGUUGAAUGACGCGAGAAAAGUCAGAGGCACGGAGAGGGAAGAGUGUUUGUUGUGACGCUGUAGCAAACACGAUGCUAGGCUAGGUGGCUCCAAUAUUUCCUGACUGUAGCCGACAGCAUGCAGCCUACGCCUAGAUAUCUCAUGCACAUAGAACUACAUGUGAAAUGACAGACUAGGUAGCGUUAGUAAACAGCCGCCAUUUUAGAGCAGUAAACUUCUCAGAAAGGCUCUGUUGUAGUGAACCUUCCUAGUGAACCUAAUUAACUUUUUAUCUAAAAUACUCCUAAAUCCGCAAAAUCUUGAUUUGAGUAUCUUUAAAUGAUGAAACAGUUUUAAAAUUUUUACAUCUCAAAAGUAGACAAAAGGGAACUAAUGCAAAAACGGGAGCAAUUUUAUCAACUUUAAUGGUUGAUUCAGAACAUUAAAUGACCUCCAAACAUAGCAAAGGUUACUAUGUUGUUGUUGUUUUUUUUGUUUUGUUUGUUUUUUGUUUUAUUUUUUGAAAAAAAAAUGAAGAAAAAAAAACAUGAAAGGUAACACCAGUUACUUUGCCAAGUAACUUUUUUACUACUGUGUGUUUAUUUCAGUAGUCAGUCACUAAACUAGCCAAAGAGCUAAGAGGCAUUUUAACAGUUGAACAUGUUUACAUUUUAAGUGUUUAUUUCAUUUUCUUAAAAGCAAAAUAAAGGCAGUUAAUUUUUUUUUUUUUUAAUGCAAAAAGCAAACCGAAAGCAAAUUGAAACCGUGAUCCCAAAACCGAGGUUCAAACCGAACCGUGGGCUAACUGAACUGUUGCACCCCUAGUUGUAACAUUGGCAAUUGUUAGCAUUUUCGAAGGAAGUUUCUUCUGGGUGGGUUUAAUAAUCAGCCAGUCAUGAGGAAUUCUCACAAUGACCACAUAUUUUUUUUCUCAAACAAGCCCCCUGACACCUGUAUUACCUGGCCACAUGAAAUUUGUUACACUUAUCUAUCAUGCGUUGACCCGCAAACAGUCUCGUGCAGCCAUUCCUGAAAAGACACAGCAAGUCUGCCAUUUUAGUUUGAAGUAGGGCUACAGCUAUCGAUUAUUUUAGUAGGCGAUCAAUCGAUGAACUACUUAGUUCGAAUAAUCGAGUAAUCGGAUAAGGAACAUAAAAAAAUCAAAAUACCUUAGCUGAGCCUCAAACGGUUUAAAAAAAAUAAACAAAUAAAUAAAAAUCUAGGUACAACAAAAGAACAAUUGGCUAACUUACAUAGUAAAAGUCCGCUAACUUAAAUGCUAUAAAAAUAAUAACUAGGGCUGUCAAACUAUUAAAAUUUUUAAUCGACUUAAUCACAGCUUAAAAAUUAAUUAAUUGUAAUUCAAACCAUCUAUAAAAUAUGCCAUAUUUUUCUGUAAAUUAUUGUUGGAAUGGAGAGAUAAGACAAGACUGAUAUAUAAAUUCAACAUACUGUACAUAAGUACUGUAUUUGUUUAUUAUAACAAUAAAUCAACAAGAUGGCAUUAACAUUAUUAACAUUCUCUUAAAGCGAUCCAUGGAUAGAAAGACUUGUAUUUCUUAAAAGAUAAAUGUUAGUACAAGUUAUGGAAAUUUUCUAUUAAAACCCCUCUUAAUGUUUUCGUUUUAUUAAAAUGUGUAAAAUUUUCAAUUAAAAAAUAAACUAGUAGCUCGCCAGUGUUGAUGUCAUUACACCAUUCUCACUCCCCAAACCCAUAAAAUCAUUUGGACCCAAGCGCCAGCAGAGGGCGCCAAACAACAAAAAACAGGUAGCAAGUAACAAGCAGACAUUACACUGCGGUCAUUUUAAUCUGAGCGAGGCAUGUGUGUUAAUUGCAUCAAAUAUUUUAACGUGAUUAAUUUUAAAAAAAUAAUUACCGCCCGUUAACGCGAUAAUUUUGACAGCCCUAAUAAUGUUUUUUUUUUUUUUUUAAUUAAUUUAUUUAUUUUAUUUUUUUUUUUUUUUAUACAAUGCUCUAAAUAAAUUGUUCAGACACAUAUUCCAACAAAAAUUGGCUGAAUAUACCUUUAAACUAAAUUACGAAUGAAUGAACAAAAACAUUAGCUCAAACAAAAACUCAGCUUAUGUUGGUCUUAACAGGGAGCAAAUGGAUUCAGCCAUGUGAAUGAGGCAGACUACAGGGCAGUGUAUCCACCUAAAUCAAUAAAGUUAAAGGCAAACACUUCAAAACAAACCAUUACAACGCCACUUUAAUUAAGCGAAUACUCGAAGCAGGAAAAUUUAAUUUGAAUAUUUUUUCUAAUAGAAUACUCGAGUUAAUCGAUUAAUCGUUGCAGCACUAGUUUGAAGCAACCAUUUUACAAGUAAUUACAUAGAAUCCCUGGUUCUUUAAAAUUUUCUUUUUAAAAAAAUAAGCAAUCAAAUGAAUUUUCACCAAGCAACAUAAAGUUUGGUAGACAUCUCUCCUGAGGAGGGGUGUGACAAAAUAUCGAAAUGGUGAUAUAUCGUGAUACUUUGUAUUCCACAAGUUUAGCGAUAUGCUCCUGCCAAGAAUCGAGAUAUCGUUUUGAAAAGGUGUCAAUGUCUUUAAAAAAAAAAAAAAAAUCAACCAAGUUGCUACCAAAAUGACAUCCGUCAUAAUAAUUCAGUAAUGCCCAUGAUAGUGUCGUGUCAUGUCAUAAUUAUGACGUUCUUAUGACAGUCUUAUGAUGCCGCUGUCAAACAAAGUGUAACCUAUUAACCCAAAUAAAUCAUCAAAUAAGCCCCACUGGACUAUAAGCCGCAGGAUUCAAAAUGAGGGGGAAAAGUAGCGGUUUAUAGUCCAAAAAUUAGGGUACCUAAUUUCCUGGCAUUGACUGCCACUACCGGCCAUAGAUGUUCAAUCCGCUUGAAAUGGGAGGGAUUGAUGAAUAUUCGUUCAUUCGCUGCACACAUCUAUCAUGAGUAGACCAAUGAAAAAAAAUUUCUGAAGAAGUGAUGCUCGAAAAGUCACCAGAAGUGGGCCAUAUUGGCUUGAAGUAGCCAUUUUAUCAUUUUGCCAAUUUCAACAGCAUACUCCCUUUGAUUUUAUCCAAUUGCUGCCGAAUUUAAAUGAUCUAUAGACUGUAGGUGCUGUUUAAUUGUAUUGAAGGUUUUGAAUUUGCAUGUGAGCAGAGCUUAAUGGUGAAACUAAUAACGUGGGAAUGUGGUAACAUGGCUUUUUGAGUCUUGGGUUUUUUGUUUCUUUUUUUCGAAGAACAUGUAGCAGGGGGGAAGGCACCAGAGAACAUGAACGACCAGUCUGACCAAUUAGUGGGAUCAAAACAUGCAUUUAAAAGUGAAGGAAAAGCCAUGUGGCCUUUUAUAUCUAUAGUAUGAGCUCGCAUGAGAGGACAAACGCAACACACGUGCAUGCUUCAUGUACUAACAUCUGGACAACGUUUUGUACUGUAACCUGUUCUCUUGAAAAGCCCCUCCAUAACUUUUUUGCCCUCUGACUCUUUGUUUUGGGAGAGUUUUAAUGUCUUUUUUUUUAUAUUAUUGCUUGUUUUUGUAAACAGAAAAUGUGAAAAUUGUGUGUGACUAUGCUAACCUUUUCAAUGAAACGACAAGUUGACAUUGGCUGUAAAUUGAUUUAUGUGCGCUGAGAUGGUCUCCAUCACAGCACAUCCUACUGGACGGAGGACUGUAAAAUGUACAUUACUGUUGACUCACAAUGUUUCUGUGAAUACAUCAUGUACAAAUACAGAAGCACAUUCUGUCCUUUUUCUUACUAAACAUAUACACACAAAGACACACUGAUUUACUCUCAUAAUACCAGCUGAUAUUUUACAGUGAUUUCAAAGAUGUUUUUGUACGAUUCUGUAUUUUUAAAAGAAAAAAAAAAAAAACAAGCAUAUCCUUUUGGGCUGUUUUCUACCUUUUGGUUGGCGAGUCGGGGACGACUUGGAAAUUCUGCCUGUCUGUCUGUCCGUGUGUCUCACCUGUUUGAGCCUCACGUGUUCUAUCUGUAUUCAUUUCUUCUUUGUUAAAAAAGAAAAAAGUAUUUAUUUUAAGGCGCCGCCUGUUGAUGCAGACGGCACAUAAAGUUUUUUUGUCAUUUGAUGAGUGCUUGUCAAUUUCUCAGUUGAAAUAAAAAUACCAUAU
Molecule: messenger RNA, 7343 nt
Organism: Corythoichthys intestinalis (scribbled pipefish)
Lineage: Eukaryota; Metazoa; Chordata; Actinopteri; Syngnathiformes; Syngnathidae
Product: TNF receptor-associated factor 4-like
Exons: 7
Coding region: 318-1730 (470 amino acids)
Biological process (GO): signal transduction; regulation of apoptotic process; positive regulation of JNK cascade
Molecular function (GO): zinc ion binding; protein binding
Source: RefSeq, a predicted model, not a curated record